AGGGGGGAGGGGGAUCCGGCCGCCAUGGACGACAAGGCAUUCACCAAGGAGCUGGACCAGUGGGUCGAGCAGCUGAACGAGUGUAAACAGCUGAACGAGAAUCAAGUGCGGACGCUGUGUGAAAAGGCUAAGGAAAUUUUAACGAAAGAGUCAAAUGUUCAAGAGGUUCGCUGUCCUGUUACCGUCUGUGGAGAUGUUCAUGGUCAAUUCCAUGAUCUUAUGGAACUCUUUAGAAUUGGAGGAAAAUCACCAGAUACAAACUACCUGUUCAUGGGCGACUAUGUAGACAGAGGCUAUUAUUCGGUGGAGACUGUGACUCUUCUUGUAGCAUUAAAGGUGCGUUAUCCAGAACGCAUUACAAUAUUGAGAGGAAACCACGAAAGCCGACAAAUUACCCAAGUAUAUGGCUUCUAUGAUGAAUGCCUACGAAAGUACGGAAAUGCCAAUGUCUGGAGAUACUUCACAGAUCUGUUUGAUUAUCUCCCACUUACAGCUCUAGUAGACGGACAGAUAUUCUGCCUCCACGGUGGCCUCUCUCCAUCCAUAGACACACUGGAUCAUAUCAGAGCCCUGGACCGUUUACAGGAAGUUCCACACGAGGGCCCAAUGUGUGAUCUGUUGUGGUCAGAUCCAGAUGAUCGCGGCGGGUGGGGUAUUUCACCGCGCGGUGCUGGCUACACGUUUGGACAAGACAUUUCCGAAACAUUUAAUCAUGCCAAUGGUCUCACACUGGUUUCUCGUGCGCACCAGCUUGUGAUGGAGGGCUAUAACUGGUGCCACGAUCGGAACGUGGUCACCAUUUUCAGUGCGCCCAAUUACUGCUAUCGUUGUGGGAACCAGGCUGCCAUCAUGGAAUUGGAUGACACUCUGAAAUAUUCCUUCCUUCAGUUUGACCCAGCACCUCGUCGUGGAGAGCCUCACGUUACCCGGCGCACCCCAGACUACUUCCUAUAAGUUCCUCCCGGGAAAAAACCUGCCUUCGUAUGUGGAAGUAUGCUGGCUCUCUCACUCUCACACACACGCACACACACACAGAGUGAUCUAUGUGUAUCUGUAACACAUUGGGAAUUGGGCUCUGUCUUGGCAUUAAGCUGUAUCAUGGACCAAAACGUGCCAUGCUAAUGACGAGCACUUAGCACAAUGAGAGCGCUGAGACUGAAACUCAGCGCAGCUCUAACGGAGUCGGUCUUAACAGUCUGCCUGCUGUAUUUGUAGUGACUGCUUUCCUCUGGACUGUUAGAGCGAAAAAGACCCCUUCGUCUCCUUUGGCACUUACUUGGAAAUUGUAGUUACGGUGUUUAGCUGGCAUGGAUUAAUAGAGUUGGAAUUUUAUUUUUAAGGAAAAUUCACAAGCUGACUUUCACCUAAUCCAUUAUCCUUUAUUUUAUUGAAAUGUAUCAUUAACUGAAGAAAAGAUUCUUCUUGGAAGUAGGUAGUCAUAACAUUUAAAGAGAUUUCCCCUCAUUUAAGCUAUGUCACUGUUUUCUGUUGGUCUGAGUAUUACUGUGCAUUUGUCUGACAGUGCUUGCCUCCCUCUGGUGUACUGAGCAAAUAAACUUUUCAUGUUAAACAAAAA
This is a messenger RNA of Phyllostomus hastatus (greater spear-nosed bat), 1576 nucleotides long. RefSeq names its product protein phosphatase 2 catalytic subunit beta (gene PPP2CB). Gene Ontology annotation, molecular function: protein serine/threonine phosphatase activity. The record is from RefSeq and is a predicted model, not a curated record. NCBI's taxonomy places the organism in Eukaryota, Metazoa, Chordata, Mammalia, Chiroptera, Phyllostomidae. Gene Ontology annotation, biological process: peptidyl-serine dephosphorylation; mitotic cell cycle. The coding region runs from base 25 to 954 and encodes 309 amino acids. Gene Ontology annotation, cellular component: cytosol. The transcript has 7 exons.